Messenger RNA from Toxorhynchites rutilus septentrionalis, 759 nucleotides. RefSeq lists its product as uncharacterized. The coding region runs from base 1 to 759 and encodes 252 amino acids. The transcript has a single exon. The record is from RefSeq and is a predicted model, not a curated record. NCBI's taxonomy places the organism in Eukaryota, Metazoa, Arthropoda, Insecta, Diptera, Culicidae. Gene Ontology annotation, biological process: DNA integration. Gene Ontology annotation, molecular function: nucleic acid binding.
AUGGUGGUCCGAAGCUCUUACUGGCCACGAUACGUCAGCGAUUCUGGCCACUACAGGGAACUGAACACCGCACGCAGAGUUGUGCGCAAAUGCAUCACCUGUUUCCGAUGCCAGCCUCGACAAUCGCAACAAAUCAUGGCACCCUUACUGUCAGUGCGCAUCACUCCAGCUCGAGAAUUCUCCCAUUCGGGUAUGGAUUACUGUGGGCCGUACCUCGUUCGUCCGUUAAGUGGAAGGGAAGCGUCGGUGAAAAUCUACGUUGCUUUAUUCGUAUGCUUGGUGGUGAAGGCCGUGCACCUUGAAGUCGUCUCCGAUUUGUCGUCCGCCGCGUGCAUGAACGCCGUCAAACGCUUCGUCGCUCGUCGCGGUCGCGUUCUACAGUUGCACAGCGAUAAUGCAACUGCGUUCGUCGGCGUGGAUCGCGAAUUGAAGGCUUUGCGACAGGAGUAUUUAAGGCAGAUCCGGAAGAAAGAAUGGGACGACUAUUGCUCGGAGAAUAGCAUCACCUUCUGCUUCAUACCUGCCCGCUCUCCACAUUUCGGAGGAAUUUGGGAGGCAGGAAUAAAAUCAUUCAAACAUAAUUUUCGUCGAAUAAUUGGACAGAAGUCAUUUACUAUGGACCAAUUGCUAACCAUCGUAGUUCAAAUUCAGGCUAUACUCAAUACUCGCCCACUUUCGCCGAUUUCCGAAUCUCCAGAUGACCUCUCCGCCCUUACCCCCGGUCAUUUCCUGAUUGGAGAGCCUCUACUAUCUGUGUGA